CGUCUUAUGAGUCCGAGAUUGGGAAACUGAAGGAGGAAUUGAUGCAGGAAAUCCACCAACUGGAGGCCCAGAAGGACGAGGCCAUAAAGGAGGCCUCUGAAUGCUCGGAGCAGCACAUGGAGCAGCUGAGGCGUCAGCUCAUGGUUGUGUCCAUAUCCUACAAUGUGCAGGGAUGCAGAGCCGCCUGGCGUCACUCCAGCCCGUCCUGAAGAAUAUGAAGAGCAACUACAACAGUCUGAGGAGUCAAGUGAGGAACUUCUCUCAAUUCUAUGAGGCGUCCAUCAGAGAGGCCCGAAGACAGAUCUGCGAUGCCGUCACGGAUGUUUCUGAAGCCAACAAGGAUCUUCUGCUAAAAUACCAAAGAGAAAUGCAGCUGCGCAAGAAAUACCACAACCAGCUGGUGGAGCUGAAGGGAAACAUCCGUGUGCUGUGCAGAGUGCGGCCGCACGUGGACACCGGAGAGGAGGACGGUUCUGGAGCCUCCACCAUCAUCACCGAUGUCAACGACGACACCAAACUCUCCCUACACUAUAAGGGCAAGGACAGGAACUUCGAGCUGGACAAAAUCUUCUUACCGCACACCACACAGGAGGAGGUCUUCCAGGAGAUUGAGCCGGUGGUCAUGUCCUGCAUCAAUGGAUACAACGUCUGCAUCUUUGCUUAUGGUCAGACUGGAUCUGGCAAGACGUACACCAUGGAGGGCACAGCGGAGAACCCGGGCAUCAACCAGCAGGCCCUGUGUGCCCUCUACCAGGAGAUGGAGGCCAGGCGAGGUCUGUGGAGCUACAGUGUCAGCCUCAGUAUGGUGGAGAUCUACAAUGAGGUCAUCAGAGAUCUUCUCUCCAAGGACCCCCAGGAGAAGCUGGACAUCAAGCUGAACCCGGACGGCAGCGGUCAGCUCCACCUGCCCGGACUGACCAGGAAGGAGGUCAAGAGCCUCCGGCACAUCAGAAAGAUCCUGUCACUGGGGAAAAGAAACAGAGCAACAUUCUGCACUAACAUGAAUGAGAGGAGCUCCCGAUCCCACGCCUUACUCACCAUCACCAUAACCGGGCAGGAGCUGAGCUCUGGAGCUGUUACUACAGGGAAGCUAAACCUGGUGGACCUGGCGGGAUCUGAACGGGUGUGGAAGUCCGGGGCGGAGGGCGAACGUCUGAAGGAGGCACAGAAUAUAAAUAAGUCUCUGCUUGCCCUGGGGGAAGUCAUUCAGGCCCUUAGAGCCAAGCAAGGUCACAUCCCCUUCAGGAACUCCAAGCUCACCUACCUGCUGCAGGACUCACUGGGCAAGGGCAACAAGACGGUCAUGAUGGUGCAGGUGUCGUCCCUGGAGAGUAAUAUUGGGGAGACUGUCUGCUCCCUGAACUUCGCCCAGCGGGUCUGUAAGGUGGAGCUUGGUCCGGCCUCCCGGAGGAUGGAUGGCGGCAGAGCGGAGGUUUGAGCGCCGCCUGCACCG
Messenger RNA from Hyla sarda, 1453 nucleotides. Its product is annotated as kinesin-like protein KIFC3. Gene Ontology annotation, biological process: microtubule-based movement. Gene Ontology annotation, molecular function: ATP binding; microtubule binding; microtubule motor activity. NCBI's taxonomy places the organism in Eukaryota, Metazoa, Chordata, Amphibia, Anura, Hylidae. Bases 101 to 1438 code for a protein of 445 amino acids. The record is from RefSeq and is a predicted model, not a curated record. The transcript has 10 exons.